GGUUUGACGAAGUCGCGGGCAUGUCUCUGAGUUGAACCAAAUUCUUUUUCCAACUCUCAAGUCCAUCGGUAUUUUACGUGUUAAUUACCUCAUCAUGGCCGAAAGAAACUCAUGCAGCGGGGAAGACUUAACAGACGAGGACGAGGAAGAAGAAGAGCUGGAUCCUCGCGUGCAGGACGAGCUGGAGAAAUUGAACGUCGCUGCCAACUCGAUCAAUCAUUUAGAAGCAGAACUUGAUGAGGCUAGGGCAUUUUUCCGCCAGACCAUGGCUGCUGCGACCUACCAUCUAGAUGAUCAAGCAAAAAAGCUAGGGAAGUGUAUUCAAAAGGCAAGACCUUUUUAUGAUGUGCUCAGAGAGAUGCGGAAGGCUCACUCUCAACUACAAAGAGCAACUCUUCAGUAUGAAAAAGCAAGUUGCAGGCAUGUUUGUGCACGGAACACAGUGCAUGAGGCUGAACAGAGAGUAUUUUCCUGUGGAGAGAAGAGAGCAUUUGAUACAGCAUUGCAAGAAAUGCUCAACCAGGCAACAAUUGAGGUCAAUGAGGCUGAAAAUCAAAAAAAGGAGAGUUGGUUGACUCAUCAGAAAAUGUACAAGUCUUACCAGGAAGUGGAACAGAAAGCCAGAACUAUGCAGAGCAAACUGAAAAAAUCUAUUGAGAAAGCCAAGCCCUACUUUACUCAAAAAGUGUCAUUUGAUCGUCAUCUAUGGCAAUUAAAACUGAGGGUGGACUCGAUACAAAAGGGCCUGAGUGAAGCUAAAGUCAACUACUCCAUGUGCUUGAGGUCCUUAGAGAUCAUCAGUGACGAUAUCCAUCAGAAGAGAAAAGACAAGAAAAUGCUGGCUCUGUUGGCCAAUCUGCAAGAAAGAGAAGCGGGUGUUGGGGCUGAUUCUGAAGACGAAGCAUCUCUGGAGCAAAGCCAACUCGAUCUUGACCUUGACUGUAAUUCAAGUCUCAGCGAACUGGAUGGAAUAGCAGCAGAGCACCUCCCUGAUUUGCCCACCUUGGCUGGCAGGGUUUUUACUGAUGCAAAGGAACCUUCUGGUGUAAGUGUGUCUACCACAAGUGCAGCUGCAGAACAAGGAAAUAAGAGCACAGGGUCGAUUUCAAGGGGCGCACUGGAGAGGAGUGUAUCAGGCGCCGAGAACAGCGAAAGCGUCGAUUCUGAUUCGUUGGCAAGUUUAGCAAGAUCUGGCUCUUUAAAACGAGAGGUCUAUGGCUGUGAGCAGGAAGAGAACGAAGCUGAAGAGUGUAAUAUUUCCAAUAAAGAGAUACAAGGGGAAGGAUAUGAAAAAACUUCAGAAUCGACAGAGAUACUUGACAGGAAUAUAACAUUAACAUCUGAAAGCGACUUGUCUGAAAAUGAUAGUGAUAGACCUGUGGGUGACAGCUCAAGUGCGCAACAAGAACAGAUGGAGAAUGAAAAUCUGGACAUAAGAGAGAGUGGUGUUGCUUCCUUACAUGAAGCAGCUGUUGAAGUAACUCGGACACUUGAUUCUGAAGCAUCUUUCGAUGUUAACAAUGCAGACGCUAAACAUGAUGUGGUGAAAACCCAUGAUGUAAGCAGCAAGUGCGAAUCAUCGCAAACAAAUGAUGAAGCUGUUGAAGUGGAAUUAAAAGAUGUGCCAACUGCCUUAUCGUCAGGGGUACUUACCGGGAAUACUGCUGAUCAAUCUGAGCCUCAAGAAGAUCUAGCAGAGGCCAAUCUGGAGAAAUCCUCUGAUAAUGGAGAGUGGAUUUAGCUGGAGAGCUCGAAAAUGUGACCUACAAAUGGUCUUAAAAUAGGCUGUUCAUACCAGUUUCCUUAGGAUCUCUAUUGGAAAUCAGAGAAACCCGGCCAUUUUGUACUAGUGUAAGAGAAGCCUCCUUAGCUCAUGGUUAAGUUGUAGUUUAGAGAAGCUUUUGUAUCAGUGACGCAAACAACAUCACAUGCAUAGAUGAUGACUAGAACACAAACUGUAAAAGAUAUUAUAUUUUUCCUUUUACAGAUUUCUGUAUGUUUUUUCAGAAACAGUAUAUAACUUUUUUCACCAAAUUUUUAUGAUUAAUAAUAUACAUGAAAAAAUUACGUGCUUCUGAUUGGCUGAAGACGAGUGCAUUGUCGUGUAACACGAGUGCAAAGUUGUAACACAUGUGCGAAUUGCUGCGCGCGCAUG
Molecule: messenger RNA, 2155 nt
Organism: Pocillopora damicornis (cauliflower coral)
Lineage: Eukaryota; Metazoa; Cnidaria; Anthozoa; Scleractinia; Pocilloporidae
Product: SH3 domain-binding protein 5-like
Biological process (GO): intracellular signal transduction
Cellular component (GO): cytoplasm
Molecular function (GO): protein kinase inhibitor activity
Source: RefSeq, a predicted model, not a curated record